AUGACUGUCGUCUUCACAGGAAGAGGGUUAGUGAAUUCAACAUGGCUGCCAUCCGCCCGGAUGACUUGAUGAUUUAAAGCAGUGUAUUUGUCCAACAGUAGGACAUUUGGUUCGGUUGGGUUCGGGUUAGCGGGUCCCUCCUCUGCUCCGUCAUGGCCCAGUGUGUUCACUCUGUGCAGGAGUUCGUUCAGGACUCUUUUGUUCCGAUGGUCGCCGUUUUAUGCAGCGAAGAAGCGGAGAGAGUCACCCGCAAAAACAACCUGAGUUUUGAUGAGCUGUUGAGGCCUUUCUGCAGACUGACAUCCGAAGGUCAUAUUCGGGAUCCCAACAACCAAGUGCAAAUGGUGAAGAACCUGCGCAUCUGCAUCAACAGUAUAGUUCCCAGCCCAAGCUCAGCAUCUGCCUCCCUCAGCCCGGCCCAGCGUCGACUGCUGGAUGAGGUGGUGUUAUUCUGCCAGCCACAAGAGGGCGCUGUCACCAGUGUGAUCACAGCAGGAGACUACGACUUCAACUUCAGUACCACCACACCCUGGUUUGAAGCUUACAGAGAGACCUUCCUCCAGUCCAUGCCUGCCUCGGAUCAUGAGUUCCUCAACCACUACCUGGCCUGUCUCCUGGUGGUGUCCUCCUCAGAGGCAGUUCCUGUUGAACAGUUCCUUAAACUUUCCCAAGAACAGCACAGGAUUCAGCACAGUGGAGAGUACACCCACCCAAAGUGGUUUAUCCCCAACACACUCAAGUAUUAUGUCCUCCUGCAUGACAUGAGUGAGGGGGAUGAACAGAGGGCAGAUGCUGUGUAUGAGGAUAUGAAACAGAGGUAUGGUCCUCAGGGAUGCUACCUGUUGAAAAUGAACUCUCGAACAUUUUUAGCAGAAACAGAUGAACAGAUUCCAGAUCCCUGGAGUCAAUACUUACACAAGAAUAACCUGCAUAAUCAGGACCUGUUUGAUGAGCAGACCCAGACUGUUGACAGUGAACCUGUGGAGAACCCUGUCGGUGCAGGUGCAGAUGGAUCGAGUAGCCACAAUCUCCAGCUGGAGACGGUCAGCAGCUCUGGGUUACUCCUUGGCCUCCCAACGGUCAACACUGACCUGAAGAAACCCGACCCGGACCACCCGUGUGGGGGAACGGGGAACCACGGUGCAUGUCUGACUCUGAAUGACCACGACCAUAUUAGACAGUUCAUCCAGGAGUUCACCUUCAGAGGCCUGUUACCGCACAUAGAGAAGAACAUCCGACAGCUCAAUGACCAGCUGGUGUCCAGGAAAGGUCUGAGUCGGUCCCUGUUCACUGCAACAAAGAAGUGGUUUGGUGGUGGGAAGGUUCCAGAGAAGAGCGUCAGUGAACCCAAGAGCACAUGUGGCCUUCUCUAUCCCCCAGAAGCACCCGAACUGCAGAUUAGGAAGAUGGCCGACCUCUGCUUCCUGGUUCAGCACUAUGAGCUGGCCUACAGCUGUUACCACACUGCCAAAAAAGACUUCCUGUCUGACCAGGCCAUGCUGUAUGCUGCAGGAGCCCUGGAAAUGGCUGCAGUGUCAGCUUUCCUUCAGACUGGAGCUCCCAGACCAUACCCAGCUCACUACAUGGACACGGCAAUACAGACGUACAAAGAUGUCUGCAAGAACAUGGCGUUGGCUGAACGCUGUACUUUACUCAGUGCAGAGAUCCUGAAGAGUCAGGGGAAAUAUUCAGAGGCUGCAACUCUGCUGAUUAAGAUGACCAGUGAGGACUCAGACUUGCGCAGUGCUUUAUUACUGGAACAGGCCGCCCACUGCUUUGUUAAUAUGCGGAAUCCAAUGUUGCGCAAGUUUGCUUUCCAUAUGAUCCUGGCAGGACAUCGGUUCAGUAAAGCAGGACAGAGAAGACAUGCUCUGCGUUGUUACUGUCAGGCCAUGCAGGUUUACAAGGGGAGGGGCUGGACUUUGGCAGAGGACCAUAUCAACUUCACCAUUGGCCGUCAGUCGUUCACACUUCGCCAGCCGGAGAACGCUGUAACAGCCUUCAGACAAAUCCUGGUCAAUGACAGCCAGCAGACGUCCACCCAGCAGGGGGCCUUCCUCCGAGAGUACCUGUACGUUUUCAAGAGUGUAAUCGGAGGAAGUGAAGCCAUCCUUCCUGAACUGCCUUUACCGUGCAUCCAGGGUUCAGCCACUCGGGUCUACUUCGGACAUGAACGCCGCCUUGCAGAAGGCGAAAAGCAGGCAGCAACACACGUUUCCCUGGACCAGGAGUAUGACCAGGAUCUGACAGCCAUGUGGGUUCAUCUGGAGGAGCAGCUGGUAGCCUCUGCCAACAGGGGGGUGAUUCCAGUGACUUUCCAACCUACACAGUACUGUCUGAACAACCAGACCGACAACCUACGCCUGCCCCUGGCUGUGGUGGAGGAACCAAUCAUAGUAGAGGUGACCUUAAGGAACCCUCUGAAGGUGUCCCUGGAACUGUCCAGCCUCUCACUUCUGUGGAGGUUCACUGCAGAUGGUGGAUCUUCGUCAAAGGAUGAGGCUAAUGGAGAGGUCGUCACCAAUGAGGAGAGCCUGGCUUCUGGGAUGACUUUGAACGAUGACAUCAUUACCAAUGAAAUCAUCCCUGUGUUUCAUUUGAGUCCAGAGGAGACCAAAAUGGCCCGACUCAAGUUGCUGCCCCACAGAACUGGACAGCUGAACAUUGUGGGUGUGGUGUAUAACCUGGCUGCAGCUUCAUCUGGAGACCACAGUGCUACCACUGAAGGUAAACAAACUGGACUGGAUAUGGUGGUUACUGGCAGACAGGACUUGAAGAUCCAAGGUCCGCGGCUCAAUCAGACCAAAGAAGACAAGAUGUUGGUUCGACAUGGAUCCGAUCAGCGUCUGAAUCCCAUCAUAACACCACCGAUGCCCCUCAUGGAGGUGUUCUUCCUGAAGUUUCCUACGGCUUUACUGUGUGGUGAGAUCAGAAAGGCCUACAUUGAAUUCUGUAAUGUCAGUGCAGUUGCAUUGUGUGGCCUGCGGGUGGCAUCCACACAUCCCAGUUUCUUCACGUUUGGGAGUCAAGUUACGACACCCGUCAGCCCCAACUCAGCUGAGAACUGUUCCGCUUAUAAAACCUUGGCCAAACCACCCGGGUCCCAAACAGGGUCUGGAGCUGCUGAAAUACUGGUUUCAGCCGAGGAUUUCAGCCAAGCACCAGGUGUGAUAGAGAUUCCAAUAUCUGGAGGAACCCUGCAACCAGGAGGAUCUACACAGCUUCCCCUGUGGCUCAGAGGACCAGACCAGGAGGGAGUCCAUGAAAUCAACUUUCUGUUCUAUUAUGAGAACACGGAGAAAGGAGGCAAAAUCAGUCAUCGGGUGUUACGCCACACAGUGUUCAUCUGUGCCAGUCGUUCGCUCAGUGUCCAGGCGUCAGCGUGUCACAGCAGCGUCCCUCAGCACCACCCUUCAGAUCAGGGAAGCAGCGAUGGAGCCCUGGUGUUUGUUGACGUGGAGAACAUUAAUACAAGUGAAGCUGGUGUUCAAGAGUUCCACAUUAUCCAAGUGUCGAGCAGCAGUCGACACUGGCGCCUCCAUAAGUUCAUCAACCCAAGCAAGGACAAAGACUGUAAACUUACAAGCAGAGAAAGAGCCAAGUUGUGCUUCAGGGCCAUUCGAUGCAAACUCCAUCAAGCUUCUCCGGACACAAUAGCUAAAUACACAUUUGCAGACCUGAAUCUAGGAAAUGAGCAGAUUAUUAGUUCUUCAACACCCUGUGGAGAUUUUUUCUUCCGUUGCUGUCAGACAUCAGAGUCUCAGCAGGUGGCGCCAUCUAAAGUAUCAUCCUAUGGUAAGAGUCAGCCUCCAGUCUGCGCUGAGAACCGGACCAGUGACAUCAGCAGCAUCCUCAAGAAGUGUAAUGAACUGGACCUCAACAUCAUCGUCAUCUGGAAGGCCUACGUGGUUGAAGACAACAAACAGCUGAUCCUGGAAGGUCAACUCCACGUGGCUCUGCAGACCGUUGGAAAAGAGGCCAGUUCUUUGACUCCCAGAAAGGAAGCUCAGGAGAUGGUGCUGUUGAAGUUCAAGUCUGAAGUCCCUCCUCCAGUCGUCCCUCCUUCUGCAGAACUGUCCCAGCUGAUUAAGACCAGCCUCCAGUACCCUGAGAGCUACAGCCACGCCUUCGUCCAGGACAGUCUCUGUGUGGUUCCUGUUACUUUGACUUUGACCAACUGCUCCUUGGCUCAGGCUGAUGUCAUCAUUGACCUGCGACACAAAAGCACCAAUCCGGACUCUCUGGAGGUCUACAGCCCGUUCACCUGGGUCGGUCAAACCCAGUACAAGCUGCAGCUGAAGGCCCAGGAAGUUCUGUGUCUGACUCUGAGAGCCUGUUUCCUCCAAGCAGGAGUCUACAACCUCAACACACCGCGAGUCUUCGCCAAGCCAGUUGAUCAGGGAAAUCUGUGUGAGACGAGACAACAGACGUCCUGUCCUGCUCUGAUGAUUAUUACAAACGCCUGAACGGAGCCGAACCCGCCACCGUCGACUCCACCUCCACCUGUACACUAAUGACCAAAUGUUUUUGAAUGAUUCUGCACAGUAACAAAUGCAUAUGUUUUCUAAGUAAAUUACAAAGAUGAUGUAUCGGGAGGAAAAAAAACAUUUUGCUGUUUUUAAUAAUUACUGACUUGACAUGAGGUCAGGCAUUUUAUGGAUCUCAGAACCACUUUAGUUUCAACCUUUCAAUUCACCGGUUUUCUACAGAUGUUUCCUCAUUUCUACUCUGAGCCCUCCUUCCGUCCAUCUCUUGACAUCUCCACUUUUUCUAACCAUCAUGUUUUACUUUACCAUAAUCUUUUGUACAUCUCAGACUUUUCAGUUGCGUGUUGAAAUACCUUUUUAGCAGGACUGACCAUGAGUUAGUGUUGGCCAGUUGGUGCAGGACGUCGAAGGUCUCAACUGGAAUAAAUGUUCUUUUGAAUGAUCCUUAACAUUCGAACUACAGCUGUUUAUACCAUCAAGACUGCAGAACUCAAACUACAUGGUUUUUUUUCUUUUUCAUGUAAUCCAGUCUGUGGUAGUGAAUUUUCAACAGCUUCCAGUCCACUUGGCUUCUUAGUGGGAUUUUGGCGUCACCCUAUUGAGAUGGAGAGUUUUUAUUUAGAUGGCAGGACUUUCU
This is a messenger RNA of Sphaeramia orbicularis (orbiculate cardinalfish), 5124 nucleotides long. RefSeq names its product trafficking protein particle complex subunit 8 (gene trappc8). Gene Ontology annotation, molecular function: protein binding. The coding region runs from base 153 to 4466 and encodes 1437 amino acids. The transcript is spliced from 29 exons. Lineage: Eukaryota; Metazoa; Chordata; Actinopteri; Kurtiformes; Apogonidae. The record is from RefSeq and is a predicted model, not a curated record. Gene Ontology annotation, cellular component: TRAPPIII protein complex.